This is a messenger RNA of Microthlaspi erraticum, 1575 nucleotides long. NCBI's taxonomy places the organism in Eukaryota, Viridiplantae, Streptophyta, Magnoliopsida, Brassicales, Brassicaceae. The record is from the annotation of a GenBank genome assembly.
AUGAGUUAUACGACGACGGUGGAGAGUGAUGAUGGUAUGCACUCAAGCAUCUAUGAUGAAUCACCAGCUGCUGAUAAAGUUGGCAAAGGCUGCAGAAGUAGAGGGAAAGGACGUUUCCUGAAGAAAGGACCGUGGACCGCAACCGAAGAUGGGAUUUUGAUUGACUAUGUGAAGAAGCACGGCGAGGGUAACUGGAAUGUUGUGCAGAAACAAACGAGCCUGGCUCGUUGUGGCAAAAGCUGUCGUCUGAGAUACGCUAAUCAUCUGAGGCCAAACCUGAAGAAAGGAGCAUUUAGCCAAGAAGAAGAACAGCUCAUUGUUGAAAUGCAUGCCAAAGUGGGAAACAAAUGGGCUCAGAUUUCAGAUCAUUUACCUGGUCGAACGGAUAAUGAGAUAAAGAACUAUUGGAACACUCGUAUCAAGAGGCGACAACGAGCAGGGUUGCCACUUUACCCUCCUGGUAUCCAUGCUGAGGAUCUGCAGUGGAGUGAAGAGUACACAACGAGUAAUUUCGUCAGGGUGGAUAGAAGAAGAUAUCAAGAUUUCUUGCAGUUUGGGAAUUCCAAAGCUAAUGUGCUAUUUGACGAUCUAAAUUUUGCUACCAGCUUGUUUCCUAGAGCUUCUGAUAUAUUUGCAUGCAACAUUCUAGGCACUGGUGCAAGCUCUUCCCGGUACGAAAGCUACAUGCCACCAAUACUGCCUUCCCCAAAGCGAUCCCGGUUUCCCAUGUGCAGCAGUAACAUAAAGCAUGAAUACCAAUCUCCGGUACAUUUUCAGAUGACUGCUCCACCAAAGACUCCUAGAUCUUGCGGUAUCUCGCCUUGUGACGUCGAUCAUCCUCCUUACGGUUCAGUAGAUACGAUGAUUCCGAAUAGCCAUACCUUUACGGAUGGCAUGCUUCCUACUUCUAAGCCCUCGUUUGGGGCAGUGAAGCUGGAGCUCCCUUCAUUCCAAUAUUCAGAAGCUAGUACGUUUGAUCAGUGGAAGACGACACCGUCCUCUCCACAAUCAGAUCUCCUUGACUCUGUCGAUGCCUAUAUUCAGUCUCCACCAGCGUCGGAGAUAGAAGAGUCGGACUGUUUCUCUUCAUGCGACACCGGCCUACUAGAUAUGUUACUUCACGAAGCCAAGAUGAAAACUAGUGCGAAGCACAGUUUGUUCUUGUCAUCAUCUGAGAAGAGCUUCGUUUCAACUACUUGUACAGCUGAUGAUGUUACUCAAAAUCUACCAUCAGCUGAGUUUGAUGAUUCCCAAGAGAAUCUGGCUCGCUCAAAUCAGCUUAGCGCAGGGAACGUUGUAAAGAGAGAAGAGUAUGAACAGGUUUGGGAAGCAAAGAGAGUUGAUAUAACGACAAGGCCUGAUGUUUUACUUGCGUCGAGCUGGCUUGACCAAAGCUGUUUAGGGAUUGUUGGAGACUCGAGCAGCAUGAGCGAUGCGCUUUCGCUUCUUCUUGGUGGUGAAGACAUUGGAAACAGUUACAACAUGACUGUUGGGUCAUCAUCAGGUCAAGCACCACCACGAGGCGUUGGGUCUUCUUGCUCAUGGUCUAAUAUGCCUCCUGUUUGGUCACUGUAA